Molecule: messenger RNA, 3649 nt
Organism: Leucoraja erinaceus (little skate)
Lineage: Eukaryota; Metazoa; Chordata; Chondrichthyes; Rajiformes; Rajidae
Exons: 2
Coding region: 303-989 (228 amino acids)
Source: RefSeq, a predicted model, not a curated record
CUCUCCGCAUCCACUCUGGACCAAAAGGUCUUUCAUAACAUGGGCUUUUCCGAGGCAGCGUGAAGUGUAGAUGGAAUCGAUGGUGGAUGGAGAGUUUUCCUGGUGCCAGAAUCCGUUUGAGUGCCAGAGACCCGGGUUUAGUCCUUAAGGAUGUGUCAGGUGCUAUGGAAAUGCAGGUUUCUCUGUGUGAUGGAGUAGGCAUUAUAGUUUAGUUGCUAGUUUAUUGUCACGUGUGCAGAGGUACAGUGGAGAGCUUUGAUAUUAACGAGGGGCUGUUUGAUUGCCAGCAGGUGUGGAACAGCAUGGCCAAACCAUUCGACGAGGGAACACCGUCUGAUCCGCGCGCCCAGGAACGCAUCGGUUCCAGCCUCGCCAACUGCAGUACCAGCGGCCGCGGGCAAUACCUGCCCCGUGCCCACCUGCCCAGGUGCCAGGGAGACUACAGCGACCAUUCGCCGACAGCUCCGAGCUUCAGGGGGCAUCUGACGUGCGGCAUGAACGCCACGGCCAACAGUUCACUGCCUGGCGAGUCACAGAGGAUUCAGUCGGACAUUGACAUGACCGCUGUCUCUCGUGAGGGAAACAGCUUCCACAUCGACACGGGCAAUGACGAUGCCCUCAUCCGACAGGUCGGCAUCCAACUGCGCCUCAUGGGUGACCAGUUACACACCUCCCGCCUGGAAUGGGUGAGUCUACCACCAUCUCCAGAAGUCUCCCUUCAGACAGGGGCGGGACACAUUGGCACAGUGGGUAAAGCCACUGCCACACACACCGAUAGAGACCCAGGUUCACAUCUGGCCUCGUGUGUGUUUGCCCGUCCUCCCUGUGACCGCAUGGAUUUCCUUCGGGUGCUCCGGUUUCAUGAGGUCAUAAGUGAUAGGUGUAGAAUUAGGCCAUUCGGCCCAUCAAGUCUACUCUGCCAUUCAACCAUGGCUGAUCUAUCUCUCCCUCCUAACCCCGUUCUCCUGCCUUCUCCCCAUAACCUCUGACAUUUGUACUAAUUAAGAAUCUAUCUAUCUCUGCCUUAAAAAUAUCCACUGAGAUUUCCUCCCUCAUCCCAAACAUGUGCGGGUUUGUAGGUUAUUUAGCCGCCCCUAGAGUGUAACGAGUGGAUGAGAUAGUCUUCGGGUUGGGGCCCUUCAGGCUUGUAGUCUUACUCAUCCUGUAGAAUUAUUCCUGGAUUGCUAGUUCAGGGACACCACUCUAGGGUGAGUAUCCUUAAGUCAUUAGUCCUUAAGUAGGAUAGACACAAAGUGCUGGAGUAACCCAGCGGGUCAGGCAGCAUCUCUGGAGAAAGAGGCUAGGUGACGUUGCAGGGUCGGGAAGAAGGGUCCCCACCCAAACUAUCACCCAUCAUUGUUCUCCAGAAUUGCUGCCCUACCCAUUGACUUUGUGUCUCGAGAGAGACAGAGAGACUUGUCAGAGUCUGAAGAAGGGUUUUGGCCCGAAACGUUGCCUAUUUCCUUUGCUCCAUAGAUGCUGCUGCACCCGCUGAGUUUCUCCAGCACUUUUGCCAACCUUCGAUUUUCCAGCAUCUGCAGUUCCUUCUUAAAGACUGUGUCUAUCUUUGGUACAAACCAGCAUCUUGCAGUUCUUUAUUUCUGCACCUGGUCCUAAAGUUGUAGGUGAUAAGAGGAGGAGAUGAUAGAGAUGAUGGAUGAAGGUUGAGGUGUGGAUGCAUCUCAACAAAGCUCUUGACGUGGUGUUGUGUUGAAAAUUCUAGAUAGUCCGGCAUUCCUCAAGACACUGAGGGCAUUUCAGGUAAAGUCCAAGCAGACCCUGGCCAGAGGCCAUGUAUGCUGGCCACCUGCCUAGUGAUGAGUGACCACAAGACAUAAACAGAUCCAUCCAUCCUUACCCAAAACAGAGACUAAUCUCUACGUUUCUGUUCAACAAAAAAAAACAAGUUGGGACUAUUUUAAGCUUUGGUUUCAGAUCGAAGAAAAUAGUUGGGUUGCGAUGUUUUCUUAACAUUUAUAAACUAACACAGAGGCCUGGCUAAGUCAGUACUGUGUGUUCUCGCUCCCACAAGUGUCUCGGUCUCCACAACAGCUCCGACACAGCCCGCCAGAACCACUUGUAACUGCCUGACCUCAAGGAGUCCCAGCCCACAAGUCAACUGGGAGGGUGGCAUCUGGGAAAUAUUCCAAAUGCUUCCUCGGUCAAAUGGGAAUCUGUCCCAGGGAUAGACACAAAGUGCUGGACUAAAGCAGCAGUGCAGGCAGCAUCUCUGGAUGGACAUGGUUAGCACGUGCAGGUUGGGCCGAAGGGCCUGUUUCCGUGCUGUGUGACUUCAUUCUCCACCCCUUGAGCACAUGUACAAUUGAGCCAGCUCGGUGGCGCAGCGGUAGAGUUGCUGCCUCACAGCACCAGAGACCCGGGUGACUACAGGUGCUGUCUGUACGGAGUUUGUACGUUCUCCUCAUGAGUUUUUUCUCUGGGUGCUCUGGUUUCCUCCCACGCUCCAAAGACAUGUGGGUUUUUAAGUAAAUUGUCCCUAGUGUGUAGGAGAGAACUAGUCUACGGGUGAUCAAUAAUCAGCACGGACUCAGUGGGCCGAAUGGCCUGUUUCCACGCUGUAUCUCUAAACUAAACCAAUCUUGUCAUAGAGUGAUACAGCAUGGAAACAGGCCCUUCGAUUCAACUUGCCAACUUGUGCCAUCUACACUAGUCCCACCUGCCCGCGUUUGGCCCAUAUCCCCCCAAACCUGUCCUAAAUGUUUCGUAAAUGUUGGGAUAGCCCGCCCCAUAUUCAACGACCUCCUCUGGCAGCUCGUUCCAUACACCCACUGCCCUUUGUGUGAAGUGGUACCUUGUGUCCAGUGGCAUAUUGUCCUUGGAGUGUUGAUGUAACAAAGGGGUUCACACACGUUAAACCACGUCCCCGCAUUUAGACCGGGCCCCUGCGAUCUCGCCACGACACGGUUUGUGAAAGCAGAAUUGAUUGUACAAGAGAGACUUCUCUGGAUCAAUAUUUUCCCUCUCAGUUUGUGAGCACAUGCCGUGCCGAGCUUCACUGUCAAACUUGCUUGCACAGACUAGAGGCAUUGCUAUCUUAUUUAUCGCCUUCCUAGUUUCCUGUUCUGGGGCUCCAAGUCAUAGAUAACCAACGACUUUACCUCUGGCCUAGCUAGAUAGCGAGGCUUGUGAAAGGGUAAAAGCUACGGACAUCCACGUCUCAGUCAACAUGAUUACGUUUAACUGUUUAGUUAAAAGAUACAGCGCGGAAACAGGCCCUUCGGCCCACCGAGUCCACACCGACCAGCGAUCCCCGCACACUAACACUAUCCUACACACAUUAGGGAAAGUUUACCUUUAUACCAAGCCAAUUAACCUACAAACCAUAUAACAAUUACAGCACGGAAACAGGCCAUCUCGGCCCUUCUAGUCCGUGCCGAACACUUAUUUUCCCCUAGUCCCAUCUACCUGCAGUCAGACCAUAACCUUCCAUUCCUUUCCCAUCCAUAUACCUAUCCAAUUUAUUUUUAAAUGAUAAAAUCGAACCUGCCUCCACCACUUCCACUGGAAGCUCAUUCCACACAGCUACCACUCUCUGAGUAAAGAAGUUCCCCCUCAUGUUACCCCUAAACUUCUGUCCAUUGAUUCUCAAGUCAUGUCCUCUUGUUUGAAUCUUCCCUACUCUCAAAGG